Molecule: messenger RNA, 1116 nt
Organism: Aspergillus ruber CBS 135680
Lineage: Eukaryota; Fungi; Ascomycota; Eurotiomycetes; Eurotiales; Aspergillaceae
Product: homoserine dehydrogenase
Exons: 2
Coding region: 1-1116 (371 amino acids)
Biological process (GO): L-homoserine biosynthetic process; aspartate family amino acid biosynthetic process
Molecular function (GO): NADP binding; aspartate kinase activity; homoserine dehydrogenase activity
Source: RefSeq, a predicted model, not a curated record
AUGACUUCUCCUAUCUACCUUGGUGUUAUCGGUGUCGGCGGCGUUGGCACUGCCUUCCUAAACCAGCUCGCCCGCCUCCCCAACGCUCCCCAGCUCGUCCUCCUCGCCCGCUCCUCCCAAACCCUCCUUUCCCCCUCCCCGGCCUACAAGCCCAGCAUUCCCGCUGGUGACUGGAAGACCGCCUCCGAAACUCCGUCUCUCACCAAGUCUGGUGCCCUGUCCGUCGACGAAAUCGCCUCCUACCUCUCCUCCACUCCCGGCCGCGCUGUCCUCGUCGACAACACCAGCGACCCCGCGCUGGCGAGCUCAUACCCCGUCUUCCUGCGCAAGGGUAUCUCGGUUGUGACGCCCAACAAGAAGGGUUUCUCGAGCGACUUGAGUCUGUGGAAGGACAUCUUCGGUGCUGCCGCUGAGGGCAAGGCGCUGGUUUACCAUGAAAGUACCGUGGGUGCGGGGUUGCCUGUGAUCUCGUCGCUGAAGGACCUGGUCGCUACCGGUGAUCAAAUCACUCGAAUUGAGGGUGUUUUCUCGGGGACGCUGUCGUUCUUGUUCAACACCUUCGCCCCUGUAUCCGGCGGUGCUGGUGCUUCUGCUAAAUGGAGUGAGGUUGUUGCCCAGGCCAAGGAGCUUGGCUAUACCGAGCCUGACCCGCGUGAUGACCUGAACGGCAUGGACGUUGCCCGGAAACUCACUAUCCUUGCCCGUAUCGCCGGUCUGGACGUGCAAGGACCCGACUCAUUCCCGAUCGAGUCGCUCAUCCCCAACGAGCUUGCUUCCCUUCCUUCGACCUCUGACGGUAUCACCCAGUUCAUGACCCGUCUCCCCGAGUUUGACAGCCAGAUGUCCGCUAUCAAGGACGGCGCUGAGAAGCAGGGUAAGGUUGUGCGGUACGUUGGUAGCGUGGACACGGCCAAGAAGGAAGUUCGCGUUGGACUGCAGUACUUUGACAAGGACAGCGCUAUUGCUGGUCUGAAGGGCAGCGACAACAUCAUCAGCUUCUACACGGAGCGCUACGGCCCCAACCCGUUGAUCGUGCAGGGUGCUGGUGCUGGUGGUGAUGUGACUGCUAUGGGUGUUACGGCUGAUCUGCUCAAGGUUCUUGAGAGACUGUCUUAG